CACCAUUGUUUUUGGUGAACAAGUAGCAAUUUCGAGGUUAUGUUCAUUACGUCGAGCAAUGUUGUGAUAUACUCACGUACAACGCGCCUAAUUAGUUAUUUAUCAGACGAAUUGGAUUGUAAAAUAGUUCACUCGUAUUUUGAUUUGGGCAUUGUGAAAUUUUUAUUGCGAAAACAAUAUGCAAGGGGAUGAAAUUGGUGAAAAGAGGAAAAUUUGGACGGAUGAAGAGCGUUUGGAGCUUGCCGCGAAAUUGGACGCCGAACUGGACGAGUACAUAAAUAACUUGGAGAAAAAGAGUUAUACAGAAGGAUGGCCGGAGGACAGGUGGCAAGAGGAAAUGGAGAAACAUCCUUUUUUCAUGAAAAAACCACCGGAACCUGGCGACGAGUUGUCUCCUUUAAUGGAGGGAUUGCAACAACUUAAGUAUGGGGAGGAUGAGAAUACUCCUGAAGAAUUGGCGAAUAAUUACAAGGAGGAUGGAAACUUUAAUUAUAAGUAUAAAAAGUAUCGUCUUGCUAUUCUUGGUUAUACAACAGGGAUAAAAACCAAAUGUAAAGAUGACGAUUUGAUGGCUCAGCUUUACAAUAACAGAGCCGCAGCACAUUUCAUGUUGCAAAAUUACAGAUCAUGUUUGAAUGACUGUAAAUUGGCUUUAAAGCUUAAGUCACAAUAUCCAAAGGCUUUGAGUCGAGCUGCCACUUGUAGUUUCCACAUUAAAGAUUAUGACCAAUGCAUUGAUUUAUGCGAUCAGUUUCUUGAUCAAAAUCCAACUGAUAAAACAAUAUCGAAAUUAAGAUCUGAUUCUGUAAUUGCAAAAGAGCGUUUACAAAGAGAUAAGAGAAAGCAAGAAAGAACAGAGAAAAAAUCAGAUAAGGAGGAUGAAAAAUUGUUAGAAACAAUUUCUCGAAAAGGUAUUAAUUUAGAAUUGACGAAUGAUAAACAAAAGUUAGAAUUAAGAGAUUUAGAGCCUCAAGUACCGCAAAUAGCACAAAGCAGAGUACACUUCGACGAGAAGGACAAGCUUGUGUGGCCAGUAAUGAUUUUAUAUCCAGAGACUCAGCAAACUGAUUUUAUACAAAAUUUUCAUGAAGAUACGUUAUUAAUUGAACAGUUAAUCGAACUAUUCGAAGAACCCCCUGAAUGGGAUGUAAAACAUUGUUAUACUAUAGAAAAUAUAAAUGUAUAUUUUGAAGGAAAAAACAAAUGUUCCAUUCAUAAAGUAGACAUCCAGUCCACGUUGAAUGAAAUAUUACGAGACAAACAGUUCAUAGUUCGCGGCGGUACACCUGCUUUCUUGAUACUUGUAAAAUCCAGUGAAGCUGAGAAACAUUUCUUACGGUAUAACUUUCUUUCUUUUUCAUUGAGAACCGUGGAAGGUAAUUCACGAAAAACGGCGAACCACUACGGGGUGCAUUACGCGAACUCGUACGCGUGCAGCAACGGCGCACCGAGCGUGUACACCAGCACCGGUUGUUGCACAAACAUCAACGGUGGCGGCUUCAAUGUGCAGCAGCCGCAGCCUCACGAGGAUUAUCGGCCGAUCUACUUUUACGUGGCGCAGCCUUACACGAUCCCGUACACCUUCGCCAAGAGACCGAAACCCGCUGCGUCGUCAUUACUAAGGGCGGCGAAACCGCGCGGCAAUAAUUGCCGUGUCAAGUUCUCCAAGAAACUCGGGAACGCCGACUUCUCGCAGAAGGUCAAGCAGGGCGAGUUCUCGCGGAGUCUGAACCAGGUGCACUUCGCGGAGAGUCAGGGUCAAGUGCUCGCAAAUUAUCCGAAAGCUGGAUCAUCUCGCGAUCCGAGGAUGACGUCGAUGUUUCGAAGAGGCACGAUCUUCGCGACCUUCUUCCUGUCAUUGUUGGGCGGUGGACUCGUCUGCGCCGCCCUUGUGACACAGCAUUGGGUCGAGGCACGACCAUGGAGAACGCCGAAUCCACAAGAGAGUGCUGGCAGAGUUCAUUUCGGUCUAUUACAGGGUAAAAAGGAAUUAAACGUCGCAUAUGGAUGGAGAACAUAUCAUAUAUCCGUUCCUCAAAUGAUCCGACAAGAUCCAUCGGUGAUGUCUUGGGCUCUUUGGAUUGCUACUUUAACAACGACUUCGGCUGCCUUGGUAGCGGCUGCGCUUGCUGCACUUUUGGCAGUUUUAAAUACAGCUACUUCCCCAAGAUCGAAGAUUCUAUCCAUUCCUGGUGUAUACUUUAUAAAUAUGUUAAUGCUGUUAAUGUGCUUAGCAAGCACUUGUACUUGGUUAGCGCAAUACUAUACGAGACUAUACGUUAAUGUGCUUCCGAAGGAGGACAUCGAUAAUAUGUGGAUCAGCGAAGGUUCCGCUGAACUCGGUUAUUCAUUUUGGCUCGUAGUUAGCGCCGGUAUUGUACAUCUCAUUAGCAUAGCAUUAGUUGGCUGGGGCUCAGGUAGAGAAAAGGAUGAUCGUCUGGAACCAAUACCUGCACUUGAAGAGAAAACUGCCGCAGCGAUUAUGUUAUACUAAACGCUAUAAUAGUUUAAAAAUUGCAAGACUAUGAUUGAAUUACGCUAUUAUGUGUAAUAUCGAAUUGAUAGUAUCUACAUCGAGAUUGAACGAAAAGUAGCUGAGAUUAAGCAAUAGAAUUUUCGUUCAUAGAUUUGUGCCUCGCACAGUUCCUAGU
Molecule: messenger RNA, 2651 nt
Organism: Atta colombica
Lineage: Eukaryota; Metazoa; Arthropoda; Insecta; Hymenoptera; Formicidae
Exons: 11
Coding region: 179-2494 (771 amino acids)
Molecular function (GO): Hsp90 protein binding
Source: RefSeq, a predicted model, not a curated record